Molecule: messenger RNA, 2592 nt
Organism: Morus notabilis
Lineage: Eukaryota; Viridiplantae; Streptophyta; Magnoliopsida; Rosales; Moraceae
Product: protein starmaker
Exons: 4
Coding region: 126-2285 (719 amino acids)
Source: RefSeq, a predicted model, not a curated record
CAGAAGGAUCUAGGUUAGGGUUCUUCUUCUUCUCUUCUUCUUCUCUCUGAAAACCGAGAAUUUGACAAGCACGGAACGGAAGUAAUAGUGAACACAACGCAUCUUGAUCUCACAAGAAGAGCGAGAUGUACAACGGAAUAGGGUUACAGACCCCGAGAGGGUCUGGGACCAAUGGUUACAUCCAGACGAACAAGUUCUUCGUGAAGCCGAAGGUCGGGAAAGUUGCGGAGAACACCAAGGGUUUCGAGGCCGAUCAGGGCACCGCCGGCGUAACGAGGAAGGCAAACAAGGAGAUUCUGGAGCAUGAUCGCAAGCGCCAGAUCGAGAUCAAGCUCGUCGUGCUCGAAGACAAGCUCAUCGAUCAGGGUUACACCGACGCCGAGAUCGCCGAGAAGCUCGCCGAGGCUCGCAGGACUCUGGAGGCCGCCGCUUCGGACGAUAGCGGUGUGCUUGCCGUCGACAAGAAAGUUUCAGAUACUCAGACCCACCAAAUAGCUGCCAGAAAGGAGAAGCAGAUGGAAACUUUAAAAGCAGCUCUUGGCAUACGUUCAUCAGAACCUGAUGAACAAAAUACUGACGAGAUUGAUGAUGGACCAAAUGGUCAGAAAAGUGGUGUGAAUGAUGAUCGCAAGCAUAAGAAAAGUGAGCACGCUUUUUUGGAUAGAGAUUAUGGGAGGAAGAAACAUACUGAGGAGAAUCAGAAAACUGAAAAGGAUGAUAAGGUGAAGAAUACUAAAGAAUCUAAGCGGAACAAGAAGAAAGAAAGUAGAAAGAGGAGGCAUGGGGAUGAGUCUUCCGAUUCUGAUGGCAGUGCUGGGAAUUCAAGAGCUCUUAAAAAGAAGCAUCGCAAAAAUAGUAGGGGAAGGGACUCUGAGGAUUUUGAUACUGAUGUUGACCAGAAGCAUAAGGUUGUAAUGAAACACAAGAAAAGCAAAAGAAGUUAUAGUGAUGAUUCAGAUUCUGGUUCUGAUUUUGCUACCAGUGGUGAAUCUGAUUCCUCUUCUGGUUAUGAGUCCGAUUCUGCUUCUAGUUACGAUUCUUCUGACACAGAUGACAGUGGCAGAAAUUUGACAGCGGUAAAAAAGAAGCGUCAGAGUACUCGUGGGGGAAGUGAUAGUAAAGAUGAGAAGUAUAAGACUGUACAGAAACACAAGAAAAGCAGGAGAAAUGAUAGUGAUGAUACCGAUUCUGCUUCUAGUGAUGAUGCAAGGAAGAAGCAUUUCCGAAAGCAAGAGGGGAAAUACACAAGAUCUCAUAGGAGGCAUGACUCAGAUGAUGAUUCUGGUUUUGAUGAAGGCUCGUUGAAGAGUAGAACUGCAAAGGGGAAGCAACCUUUAAUAGCUGGGAACCGACAUGAUUCUGAGGAUGAUGCCGAUAGCGAGUCUGAUUAUGAAAAGUCUAGAAAACCUAGUAGUAGAACAGUUGAGAGAAGUCGAAGAAGUGGCAAGGAGGACAAUAACGAUUCUGAUAAUUCUGGUUAUAGCAGUGGUAAGGUGGAAAAACACAAAAGGAGACAUGAUUCAGAUGAUGGCGAAGUUGGUCACAAACAUGAUAGGAAAGGCGGACAGAUUGAAAAGCAGAAGGCAGUUGAGAAGGGGUCAAUUUCUAAUGACAGUGAUACCGGUAACAGUGAUGAUUCUCGUGGAAAAAUCAGUGAGACACAUUUGCGUACUGGUGCUCGUGACUAUGAACAUAAGAGGUCAGAGCAGAAUAAGUCUGGUGAAAAUAAGAGUCGGCACCAGGAUGAUAUGAAGAGAAGAGUUGGACGAACAAGUCCAGAAGAGGACUUAAAAUCAAGUGGAAUUGCUGCUAAUGAAAGAUGGAAGGCAAGAAGUUAUUUUAGUGAUGAUGAAUACCAGAACAAGAAUGAUAAAAAAUACUCGGGCUCUGCUAGAAGUGGAGGACAUGAUGAGGUGACUGAUGAACGUGGGGGAAGAACUUACAGAAAGGAGGAUGAACCGCGUCAUAGUAGUAGGAGGACAGAUCGGGAUUAUGAACAGCGUGGUCAAGAUAGAAGGCACUCAAGGAGUGAAGAGGAGCAUAAAGGGAGAAAGCAUGGAAGAGAUGAAGAAGAUGAUUAUAAAUAUAGAAGAUAUGGAAAAGGUGAUGAAGAUGAAUACCAUAGAAGUCACAGAAGGGAUGAAGAGCGGGGAAAUAGGGAUAUUGAUAGGGAUAGAGAAAAGGAUUAUUCCAAGAGAACAAGAUAUGAUGAUUCUAGGUCAAGCGAAAGAAAAAGGUAUGACAAUGAAAGAGGCCAUGACGACCGUCCCAGGCGCCGAGAUUGAUGCUAUAAUCUUGUAGUCACGCUACAAGGCUUAUGAUCGGUUUUGAAUGUGGCGAGUUUUCUGUAUGGAUAUUCUUGUUUCAGCGCGCCGCCUCAUUUCAAAGCCGGCCUGAUAGUUGUGUUGAGCGUUCCAGGCUGAACCAUAUUGACCAGUGCUCAUGAAGAGUGAAGGCGGAAGGUUAUCUGCUGAAUUUAAGAUGAUGUAAAGUUAUGGAUCAUGCAUUGUAGUUUUUUAUUAUGAGAUCAUGCAACUCUCUUGUAACGUAGUGUUGUCAUAUUUUGGGAAUUGAGUUUUAAUAUGUUUUUCA